GACACCGAAGGGGCAUGCUCCUCUCACGAUCCCAAAAGCUACCGUCUUUUCAGUUUUCACUUUUGCCUUCUCAACCCCAAAAAGAGCAAAUUCUCCAAAUUGAACUCAGAUUCCUUCACAUAUGUAUCCAAUACAUAUAUAUAGGCGUAUGCACAUCUGUGGCUGGGCUGCUGCUUAAAAAUCCUUCUCUUUCUCCUCUGUCACGUUUCUUGAUUCAUGGCUUUAGUCGAGAAGCUCGUCUCUCUCUCUUUUCUACCUUCACGCCAUACCCACAAAGCCAACUCCUUAAUCCCAUCUCCCAUUUGUUCUUUACAAUGCAAAAGCUCUUCUUUUCCUUCACCUUUCACAGAGAAGCAUUCUGUAGAGAGGUAUCAAAGGGACCGGUGGGUUUACAGUGACAAACUGGAGCGGCAAUUGCAACCCUUAUCAUGCUCUCUUCCCUCUGACACUGAAUCAGUUAGGGAAAAUGACAUAGCUUUGCAGUUGCCGGAGUUGAAGAAGUUGUUAGAGGUGCUCAAAGAGAAAAGAGAAAAAGAUUGUGUUGGUGGCGAUGGAGAUGGCAAGUUUGGACCGGGUAAUGUGUUUUUGGUGGGGACAGGACCUGGGGACCCAGAGCUAUUGACACUGAAGGCCGUGAGAGUGAUAGAGAGUGCUGAUUUGUUGUUGUAUGAUCGAUUGGUGUCCAAUGAAGUAUUGGAAUUGGUUAGUCCAGAAGCUAGAUUGCUCUACGUUGGCAAAACUGCUGGCUACCACAGCAGAACCCAGGAAGAGAUACAUGAGUUACUUCUAAGUUUUGCUGAAGCAGGUGCAACUGUUGUGAGACUUAAAGGAGGGGAUCCCCUGGUGUUCGGGAGGGGUGGAGAAGAGAUGGACUUUCUGCAACAGCAGGGGAUUCAAGUGAAAAUUGUUCCAGGUAUCACUGCAGCUUCAGGAAUAGCAGCGGAGCUGGGGAUUCCAUUAACUCAUCGAGGUGUGGCAACUAGUGUUAGAUUUCUCACUGGACACUCGAGAAAAGGAGGAAAAGAUCCUCUAUUUGUAGCGGAAAGUGCAGCUGACCCUGACUCGACCUUGGUUGUUUACAUGGGCUUAUCAACACUCCCUUCUCUUGCACUAAAGUUGAUGCGGCAUGGCCUGCCACCAGAUACCCCUGCUGCAGCAGUUGAGCGAGGAACAACACCUCAACAGCGAACGGGGUCCAUCAACGAUUCUGCAGGUUUUUGCGGAACUUAAGGAUCUUGCUGACAAGAUUGCAUCAGCAGAGUUAGUAUCACCAACGCUUAUCAUCAUUGGAAAGGUUGUCGGACUUUCACCAUUCUGGCAGCAAUCUUCAGAAGCAGCAGCAUCCUGCUUAGUAAAUGCUAAAUAGGGGAUAUGAAGUCGUUUAAGGUAACUUGGUUUCUCCGCUUGACAAAUUGAACAGUGAAGGACCGGCAGCUUAAGGGCUCGAUCGAGACACAUCCUGUUCAAAUACAAGUUGCUUCAGUUUCUUGGUUAGAAUUUGAGCCCAGUAUGAGUUGCAGCAGAACAUCCGGGACUUGGUUAUGGUUAUGGUUAUGGUAUCAUUUGAUCACAUUGUUGGUUUUCCUGUUAAAAGCGCAACGAUAUAGUUGAAGAUUAGAGCACAUUGUUCAUCGGCAUCAGAAGGUAGUAGAGAGCGUUUGUCUUAAAUUUUUUGCUGCUGUUCAAUUUCUCUACAUGUAGACAUGAUAGGCUGAUGCUAUUCUUUUAAAAGUUGAAUCUUGAAGCUUUUUGACUUGAACCCAUCUUUUGGCAUGGAUUUGAUUUAUUGUAAGAAAAAUAGCUUUCAUAUGUUGAAAAAACAAAGUUAACGCGUGCGUUGAUGAAGUGACAAGGUGUGAACCUUGGAUU
Tripterygium wilfordii is the source of this 1869-nucleotide messenger RNA. RefSeq names its product uroporphyrinogen-III C-methyltransferase-like. Bases 217 to 1230 code for a protein of 337 amino acids. The transcript has 5 exons. Lineage: Eukaryota; Viridiplantae; Streptophyta; Magnoliopsida; Celastrales; Celastraceae. Gene Ontology annotation, molecular function: uroporphyrin-III C-methyltransferase activity. Gene Ontology annotation, biological process: siroheme biosynthetic process. The record is from RefSeq and is a predicted model, not a curated record.